AUGGCCCAGUGUGAUAUGGGAACCGUAAAUGUUUUCAUUCAUGUGGAAGUUGAAUCGGAAACAUAUAUGAAGGGUGCCUGGUUAGAGCGAGCUGGUUGUAUCCUGUCAUGCAUAGAGGGCAGCAACUUGGGGAAAAUUGGUUUGUACAGUUACAAUCUUAAUUUACAUAAUCUUUGGUGGGGUCCAACUUUCUUGUGCAAUUUGCCUCUUGUUUCCUUAUUCCCACUAGGAUUAAUAAUAUUGGAUGAACUCCAUCAACAAGUGCUCAAAGGAAGAGGAAAAUUUGCUCAAGAUGUUAGCCAAGAUGACCUUAUCCGAGCAAUUAAGAAGCUGAAAGUUUUAGGAAAUGGCUUUGGGAUUCUUCCUGUUGGUGGGACAUACCUGAUCCAGUCUGUGCCAGCUGAACUAAACAUGGAUCACACUGUUGUGAUACAGCUUGCUGAGAAAAAGGGGUAUGUGACUAUCAGUGAAAUCAAGUCAAGUUUAAAGUGGGAGAUGGAACGAGCCAAGCAAGUGCUGGAUCAUUUGCUGAAGGAAGGGAUGGCCUGGCUUGAUACACAAGCUCCAACAGAGCCACAGUACUGGCUACCUGCCCUCUUUACAGAAUUGUAUUCUCAGGAAAUCACACCAGAAGAAGCAAAGGAAGCUUUACCUUGACAAUAUCAAAGAUGAGUAAUAAGUGAACACUGAAUCAGGUCUAUUGCUAGUUGUUAAAGUGGUAACACUGAACAGUAGUUAAUACCUUGGAUCUUAAAGUAUUUAUAAGAAAAAAAAUAUUUAUAUGAAAAUAUCUGCUUUACUAACACUUAAUUUCAUCAGGCAGUUUGAUACUGAAUGUGGAUUUCUGCCAGGUGAAGAUUUUGAUUUCAUUAGCAAGUUUCUGGUUAUUGUAAAUGGGAAUGAGAGGGCAGGAUGGAGUUUUUCCAAAGGUGUAAAUUUUUGUUUCAGUUACCCUAAAUGUUUAGGAUGAGAAUUGAUGUCAGAUGCUAAAACUGUAUGAUUUCUUUUCAUUCCCUUAUCCCAUGAUUGUUGAGUAGUAUAUUGACUGAAUUAUGUACAUACUGAAUCCUUCAACUUGUAAAGGGUUCCAUGUCAGGCUGUUUCUGUAUGGUGAAACAGCUGAAAGUCUUCAUUGCUACUUGGACUGGGUAAGGGACCAAACAAUUAUUAUUAUUUCCAACUUAUGUAUCCUUGGGGAUUUCUACAAUAUAUAUUUUUUCCUUAAAAAGCAAGGGUAUCUGGGAAGAUAGAGUUUAGAAAGUUAUGGGUAAUGCUUAGUCCAGUUUCAGCCCUUCAGGCAGUCAGGGUUCCUCUGACCUGAAAUACUGUGUGAAAAUAUACCUUCACAACCGUAACCAUGUUGUGCCUUAGCAUGUUGAAAUCUGUAAUCAAUAAAUAUACCUUUCCAUACUUGUGCAGUGCACAUAUAAAUUUGAAAUUCAUAAAGCUAUGUCUUAAACUUCAUGUUGUGUGUAUAAAACUUCAUCGACCAUUUGAAAAACCAUCAUCUGCAUUGAAGUCUUACUAAUUUCCGUAAAACAAUAAACUUAUGCUCUGAGGACAAUUUGUGGAUAUAAAAACCAGGCAGGAGAAGGCCUAUCUGAGGAUCUAUUGCUCAUGGUUCAGAAGUAACACUAAGGCUGGUAGAAAUGUUUUCUGCAGCUCGAUUCACAGAUCAUGCUAUGUGGAAGAAGAAACUGCUUCCUCUAACAUCAUAAGAAUCAACUUACAACUUCAUACAAAACACAAGGAACAGUUUAUUGGGGAUAAUUUGUGUGCAGAGAUGGCCUGCUAUCAGAUUGAUCCAGUGGGUGUUGAGGUCACAAUCAGACUAGGAGGCAGCUGUUAACCCAGAAGUUGCAAGCAAUAGGCCAAUGUUUUGCCCAUGACUUGGUGCAAAAAAGUACUGGACAAAAUUGUAUUAUUGUAGUAUGGAAACUCAAUCUAAGGCAUGUUUUACUUCAGGGAUUUUCAAAGUUUUUCAGCCCAUUAGUCAAAAAGAAAAUUUCCAAGAACUCCUUAUCAAGAGGCAAACCACUAUUGAUAGAACAUUGGCAAUAAAAUGAAAAGUAAACUUUAUUUUGAAUGCAAAAUUGACAUUUCCAAUGUAUAAAAAAUAAAAUCUGAAUUUCACAUUUAUUUGGAAGGUUAAUUUUUUAACCAAGCAGAUCAAUGCUUUGGGCAUUUUUCUUAUUGUUACACAAAAAUGUACAAAAAGCCAUUUUCUUCUCACACAAGUUGUUUUGAAAUACUCAGAACUUUUAUUUUCCUUUUUUUUUUUGGAAUGUUUGGUUUCCAGAUGUCUUAAUAAAUUUGCAGGAUUCAGAUUACCCAAUACUUGCUUACAUUCAACAUACUGUUCAUUUGGUUGUCUUUCUUGCCAGACUAUAAAAAAAACAAAGUUGAUAAAGGUCUGAUCAUAUUUCCAUUCUUUCUUGUGGUUGAGUUUAACUUGUGACACAAGAAGCAACACCAGCAGCACUGGAAUUUGUUUAGUUUUUUUCUGUUUUCACCUUUUUCUAUACCCUCUGCAAUUAUACCAGUUUGUAACUAGUGAUCAAUAUCUGGAAAAAUAUUUAUUAGGCCUAAUUAAAAAAAAACCAAAAUAACACCAUAUAUCUAAGAUGAGUGUUGAUGGCAUGGAUUUCUUCCAUCGUGAUUGCCUGACUGAAGCCACUUAAGCACCCAUCUUCCUGUUGCCUGUCUUUGCAAACAGAGUUCUGUAUGUUUAUUCUGGAGGAAGUUCCACUCCAAAGUGAUUUCAGGCACACAUGCACUGCAGCCAAACAGUGUAAUCCUAAAUUUACUAAUUUCUGUAGAGUGGGCUUACUCCUGAGUAGGUGUGCACACAGGAUGCCUCCUUGAAUAUUAAACAGACCUCUUGGGGACAUGCACAUACACAGAUGCAAAUACUGUCUAUAACGUUAAACAUGAAGAGGGAGGGAGGGAGUCACCAUGAUCACCUUGCAGAAUUAGAAUGGUUUUUGGAAUUUGGGGGAAGGCAGGGAGUCAGAUUUUGUGUGUUCACACAUGUGGGAAGGGAAAGGCAGCUGGUCACUUCUUGUGCAGAAUGCUUGCAAAUGCUAGUGACAUACAGCCAGUGUCAAGAUGAGAGUGGAUGGCAGAGCGUUAAUUUUUCCUCUCCCUUGGAGAACCCAUUCAAGUCCUCCUGGAACCCAGUAUGAAAAGGAAAGCCUAUUUUAUUUAACAAGCCAAAACCAAACUACAUUAUGGCUUUGGGUAAUGUAGCAUGAACCAGUUUUGCAAUUUGCAUAGGAAAUCAUUGUGGCUCGGUGAGUUUCUGUGCACUUUUUCCUGGAUUGGAAGCUAUGCACCAAAAAGGUGCUUCCAAUUCAUGUAUCUUUAAAUUUAGUUCACAUGUUUAAUAUCCAGGCCUGUAUUUACUUCCUCCUUUGAUCACACUUAGAAUCUUUGGAACUCUUUGGGGGAAGGAUACACCCAAGGGGUUCAAAGGGCACAUGCUGCCCUAGGACCACCUGUUACGUGCAUUUAGUAUGCAUGUUUCUUAUGCCAUCUGGAUUUUGCAACUGAGGGACCAAAAGGAGUUUUUCUAGAAUGUUGAUUAGGAUUAUUCUCUACCCCCAUCGCCUUUGGAAAAACAGUUUAGAACUGUUUCAAGAUCUCAGGCUGGAGCUGCACAACCUAGGCUUCCAGUAGGAAAUUCCAGCAUUGCAAAGCUGGUAAUAAUCCUGGAGAAAUGGGAUAUACGUUUAGAUAGCUAUGUUUAGAUAGCUAUUCUUUCAGUCUCUGUAACACAUUGAGGGUUGGUAGUAACUGUUUUACCUUUCAGAUAUGACACAGAUGAACUUCAGAUCCUGCCAAAACAAACUUUAUUGCACCAAAAAACCCCUUAUGUACAACUGUAUAUAAACAAGGUUUCUUUAUUUGAAGACCCUUGUGCAUUUGUUUCUUGUUUUCCUUAAGCUUGUUAGGCCUAAAAUUAUGUCACUAACAUUUGUCUAGAUCAGUCAUCUAGGAUUGUCACUUCUUGAAAUGGAAACAUUCAGAAGACAGAUGAUUAUGGGCAUCUACAAAAUCAGAUUCCUUUUUGUUUUGUUUUUCUUACACCCACAUGCGAGCCACAUGAAAAAGUAAUCACAUAAGGCAUUUUUCAUGUUUUGUUUUAAAGAAAGGUAUGCAAUGGUUCAACAGCCAACAUGCAUCUGGAGUUAAGAUCCCUUGAAAUCAUAGUGCUCUAACCCAGAAGCACUUCUAGCCCUAGUGAAUCUAGCAUGGGGAAACCCAUAUUUAUUCAAUUGGCACAGAGUGCGUAAGGCCUAAGUCUCACUGAUUCCAGCAGGACUUAAAAAUUAACUGUGCACUUACAUCCCUUUGAUUUUUGGGGAGCUGGGAAGAGAAUAAGUAAAUCUGACUUUUAUUGGAUUGUACCUAAUGAGAUUAAAAUAAACAUGAUACAAUUAACUCCGCCUCUCAAGGCCUUCCCUUCACAAGGCGUCUACAUGUAAACUUGUAUUGCAAUGUUUUUUCCGGAUUCUACCAGCUAUCCAUGUCCUUUGGGGAGUCUCUUUUGGGGGACAGGGA
This is a messenger RNA of Python bivittatus (Burmese python), 4563 nucleotides long. The record is from RefSeq and is a predicted model, not a curated record. Lineage: Eukaryota; Metazoa; Chordata; Lepidosauria; Squamata; Pythonidae.